Ahaetulla prasina is the source of this 1536-nucleotide messenger RNA. RefSeq names its product vomeronasal type-2 receptor 26-like. Gene Ontology annotation, biological process: G protein-coupled receptor signaling pathway. The transcript has 4 exons. The record is from RefSeq and is a predicted model, not a curated record. NCBI's taxonomy places the organism in Eukaryota, Metazoa, Chordata, Lepidosauria, Squamata, Colubridae. The coding region runs from base 1 to 1536 and encodes 511 amino acids. Gene Ontology annotation, cellular component: membrane. Gene Ontology annotation, molecular function: G protein-coupled receptor activity.
AUGAUAUCUUUGGGCCCUGGAUGUACCCAACGCUUCAUUUUUGCUAUUGAAGUGAUCAACAAGAAUGACCAACUCCUGCACAAUCUCACACUGGGUUACAACAUCCAUGACAACUAUGAUAACACACUUGGCACUUCAGAAGCCUUGCUGGACAUGCUCUCUACUGGAGAAGCCAAUGUUCCCAACUACAGUUGUGGGAGGCAGGAUCACCUUUUGGCUCUUCUUGAUGCAGCUGACAGUGACAUCUCCAUUCAGAUAUCAACUUUAGUAGGAACCUACAAAGUCCCACAGUUCCACCCUUUUCUGGAGAAGAAUGAAUUGUGCAAUCUUUCCCAUCUGAAAUUGUAUUUGGACCAAAACGGAGAUAUAGCAGCAGAUCUGAAUAUCAUGAGUGCUGUGAUUCUCCCCGAGGAGGAUCCCGUUGAAGAACAAAUAGGGAGCUUGGAAAGACAGAGACUUACAAUCAACCAAGAUGUUCUCUCACGGCUAGAACCGCUCAACAAGUCUCUGCCUCAGUCCAAAUGUGUGGAAAGUUGUCAUCCUGGAUUUUUCAAGCGGGCUCGGGAAGGAGAGCCAGUUUGCUGCUAUGACUGUGUUCCUUGUCCAGAGGGGACCAUCUCCAUGCAGGAAGAUACUGAAAAAUGCACCAAGUGUCCAGAUGAUCAAUAUCCAAUCAAAACCCGAGUCCAAUGUAUCCCCAAAAGAAGGAACUUUCUGUCCUAUGAAGAACAUCUGGGCAUCAUCCUUGUCUCUGUUGCCCUACUCUUCUUCCUAAUCACAUGCCUUGUUUUAAUCAUAUUCCUUAAAAACCUAGAAACUCCCAUUGUCAAAGCCAAUAACUGCGACCUCUCCUUCAUCCUCCUGGUCUCCCUCCUGCUUUGCUUCUUGUCCUCCAUUUUCUUCAUUGGGCAGCCAAGUAAAGCUACCUGUCUUCUCCGACAAACAGUGUUCAGCAUUGUCUUCUCGGUAGCUGUGUCUUCUGUAUUAGCCAAAACGAUUACAGUGGUGCUGGCAUUCCUGGCCACAAAACCAGGGAACAGUGUGAGAAGAUGGUUGGGGAAGAGUUUGGCCAACUCCAUCAUCCUUUCUGGUUCUGCUGGCCAAACAUUCAUCUGUGCCCUGUGGUUGGGUGUUUCUCCCCCGUUCCCUGAUUCUGAUCUGCACUCCCAGCCUGGAGAGAUCAUCCUUCAAUGUAAUGAAGGCUCUGUUGCUAUGUUUUAUGUUGUCCUUGGCUAUAUGUGCUUCCUAGCUGUCAUUUGCUUCAUUGUGGCUUUCCUGGCUAGGAAUCUGCCUGGGGCCUUCAACGAAGCCAAGCUGAUCACCUUCAGCAUGCUGGUCUUUUGCAGUGUCUGGAUUUCCUUCCUGCCCACCUACCUGAGUACCAAAGGAAAGUCCAUGGUGGCUGUGCAGGUUUUCUCCAUUUUGGCCUCUGGUGCUGGGCUACUUGUCUGUAUCUUCUUCCCCAAAUGCUAUAUUAUCAUCCUCAGGCCAGCUCUAAAUACUAAGGAACAUCUAAUUAUAAAAGGAGGGAAAUGA